CUGACACACACACAAUACUCAGGAAGAUGACGCUGUCUGCUGCUGAGAAGGCCGCUAUCCUGUCCCUGUGGGGCAAAAUCUCCUCAAAUGUCAGCGCCAUUGGUGCUGAAGCUCUGGACAGGCUAUUUAAUAGCUUCCCUCAGACCAAGACUUACUUUUCCCACUUUGACCUGACUCCUGGCUCUGCUGAUCUCCAAGCCCAUGGUGGGAAGGUCCUGUCUGCUAUUGGUGAAGCUGCCAAACAUCUAGACAAUUUGGAUGAGGCCCUGGCUAAGAUCAGUGACCUGCAUGCUUACAACCUGAGAGUGGACCCUGGAAACUUCCAGCUGCUGUCCCACUGUAUUCAGGUUGUCCUGGCUAGUCACUUCCCAGCGGAGUUUGAUGCUGUAGCCCAGGCCGCGUGGGACAAGUUCCUCUCUGCUGUGUCCACUGUGCUGACCUCCAAGUACAGAUAAACCCAGAGCCUGAGGAAGGUUUAUAGUGACCGGACUGGAUGUUCGAGUGAUAUGACAAUGACAGAUGCCACCAGCUUGUGCUAUAAAAUGUUACUAUAUUAAUAACAAUGUGCACAAUAGCAGAUUAAUAAAAUAUUGUAUAAAA
Molecule: messenger RNA, 600 nt
Organism: Bombina bombina (fire-bellied toad)
Lineage: Eukaryota; Metazoa; Chordata; Amphibia; Anura; Bombinatoridae
Product: hemoglobin larval subunit alpha-like
Exons: 3
Coding region: 27-455 (142 amino acids)
Biological process (GO): oxygen transport; hydrogen peroxide catabolic process
Cellular component (GO): hemoglobin complex; haptoglobin-hemoglobin complex; blood microparticle
Molecular function (GO): oxygen carrier activity; organic acid binding; haptoglobin binding
Source: RefSeq, a predicted model, not a curated record